This is a messenger RNA of Aureobasidium uvarum, 1491 nucleotides long. The record is from the annotation of a GenBank genome assembly. NCBI's taxonomy places the organism in Eukaryota, Fungi, Ascomycota, Dothideomycetes, Dothideales, Saccotheciaceae.
AUGGCUCAAUCCCGCCCCAACACUCUCACCAGCUUGGGUGAUGCGUACAGCAAGUCCAAGUCUCAUCAGACUCUCUACUCAAUCAAUCUCAUGGGCAUCGUCAUAGAUGUGUUACCUCCUAUGACCAACGGAAAGACUGGAGGUACCUCGAGUCGUGUUCUCUAUAUUGCCGUGCUCUCUACUGAUGCCAUCUUCANNGAUUCGCAAAUCACUUUCACACUCCAGGACUCGGACAUGAUGAAAAUUCCCGUCCUCGCCAAGNGUCUAAAGGCUCGUCUCUUCACAUCAGCUCAGGAAGAGCCUCCUCCGACUCCAUCCGUAGGUGACAUUGUUCUCAUACGUAAUUGCAAGGUAGCUAUAAUCAGCCCCUUGUCAAACAUCUUUAACCGUGUGCAGGUCUCUAGCUUUCGUGAUGUACCGACAAUCGGCGGCAUCAAGAGAGUGACAAGCACACUUGUUUACCAGGCAGCCUCGAUCCCGGAACCUGCAUUCAAGCAGUCCUUUCUUGGUGAAAAAGAUAUUCCAUGCCUUCCCCAAGAUCCAUCUCCGAGACCUUCAAAGGCUGAGCAGAUGUACGCAAUCGAUCUCAAGCAAUUGACUGCGUCUGUGAUAAACGUUGCUGGCGCUUCUGAAACCACUGCAAUCCCUACUGGACCUGCUGCUGGUCCCUCUUAUCCCAUAUCGAUCCCCAAUCGGCCGACCGCUGGUAGAGCUAGCGUGCCAUUGCAGACAGAUUCAAAGCUUCGUCUGAUUCAAGCCGUCAACUACAAUGACUAUUGCGACCUUGCCGUGGAAGUAAUAAAGAAGUUCCCAAAUCCAAGCGGCAACAUGGAGCUAUAUGUCACUGACUACACCCCCAAUGAUUCGUUGUACGACUAUCCUGCUCCAGAUGAUGCAGACGUGGAGGAUGAACUUGGGAGGUAUGACAAGAUCGAUUCCCACAAGAACUCUGAACAUGACCAUGACUCAAGUAGGGACGGCGAUGACUAUGGUUACAUUUCCAACGUGACUGGAAAGCGCAAAAACUGGCCCGGACCUUCUGGCCGUCAUACUCUGCAAGUAGAACUUCUUCCCCCUCAUGCAGGAUUUGCUCGUGACAACGUAAGAGAAGGAAGCUUUGUAAAGCUUUCAAACGUUCGGAUCAAACAGAGCAAUGCCGGCAAGAUGGAAGGAAACCUCUGGCCAGAUAACAAGUUCUCGGGCAAGAUUCUGGUCCAGCCGUUGAAGGAAGAGAAGCAACUGAGAGCUCUUGCUAAUCGUCGAGAUAACUACUGGCGAGGUCACAACAAUCGAGUUUCAAACAGACUACAAGAUGAACAAACCAGAAGGGAGGAAGGCGAAAGAAAGCUGACAAAGAAACAGAAGAAGAGAGCUAAGAGAUUGGGACUCAGUACGGAUGAGUCGAUCUCGAUACUGCCUGCUAUUGUAUGCAACACGCACGGUACGUUUGUGUCGCUCAACUCAGAUUAUGGCCUGCUUAUACCCAUCUAG